Messenger RNA from Lotus japonicus, 1333 nucleotides. Its product is annotated as GTP-binding protein At2g22870. Gene Ontology annotation, molecular function: GTP binding. NCBI's taxonomy places the organism in Eukaryota, Viridiplantae, Streptophyta, Magnoliopsida, Fabales, Fabaceae. The coding region runs from base 213 to 1091 and encodes 292 amino acids. The record is from RefSeq and is a predicted model, not a curated record. The transcript is spliced from 4 exons.
UUCAUUACAUUUUCACUUCUUCAUCCAAAUCCAAAUAGGAUUACUUCCUCUUGAGAUAUUUCCCCUUCUCUUCCCCCGCCACACUCCGACUCAAUUACAGAGAGAGCAAUUCCUGCCUUGUAUACUACACAGUACACAGUUCAGUCAGCACUCAGCAGAGAAGAGAGGUGUGUGUAUUCUCCUACAGUGGCACUGUUCAACCUUACAGGGAAAUGGUUCUUCUUCACCCCUCCAGAUUCCCCUUCUCCUUAUUAACCUUAUCCCCAUCACUCUCACUCCGACACUAUUCCAAAACCACCCUCUUAUUCCAACCCAAAUCCACCCUCACCACCACCCUAACCCCUUCUUCCCCACCACCCUUCCCCCUCGACAAACUCUUCAUCCCGCCGGAGACAAAACUCCCUCUCGACGCCGCCGCCGCCAGAAUUCUCAACGGCUCCAACAUCCUCCUCAGCGACUACGCCUCCGACGCUCAGGUCCUGCAAGCCGACUUCGUCAAAAGCAGCGUCGAAACCGACGCUUGCCCCUCCGAUGGCCUCCCUGAGUUCGCCCUCGUUGGUCGCUCCAAUGUCGGCAAAUCCUCGCUCCUCAACUCUCUUGUUCGCCGCAAGAAACUCGCCUUGACUUCGAAGAAACCUGGGAAGACUCAAUGCAUUAACCAUUUUCGGAUUAAUAAUAGCUGGUACCUGGUUGAUUUGCCUGGAUAUGGGUACGCAUCUGCACCAAAGGAACUUAGAAUGGAUUGGGAGAAAUUUUCCAAAGACUAUUUCCUUAACCGGUCAACCUUAGUUUCUGUUUUCCUUCUAAUAGAUGCUAGCAUUCCCGCUAAAAAAAUUGAUCUCGAUUAUGCCAGUUGGUUGGGUCAGAAUCAGAUCCCGAUGACAUUAAUCUUCACCAAAUGUGAUAAACGGAAGAAGGUAAAGAACGGAGGCAAAAGACCAGAAGAAAAUGUCAAUGAUUUUCAGGACUUGAUACGUGGCUUCUUUCAAACAGUGCCUCCAUGGAUCAUGACCAGUAGUGUCACCCAUCAGGGUCGUGAUGAGAUACUCCUCCAUAUGGCCCAGCUACGGAAUUACUGGCUGAAGCACUAGUUCAUGGCACCCUGUUGUUAGUGCUGGUACAUCAAAACCUUGAGUUCUUAAAUGACUAUAGUUUAAGUCACUACAUCUUUUUCUUCAUAGUGUCAAUUCGUAGGUGAGACUCAGUAUAUCCAGCGGAUUAUUCAAUUUUAUGUUUAUAGGAACAGAGAAAUGGCUUUAAAUUAACACUUUACAUUGUAUCAAAACUCAAAUGUAUCGCAUUUUUACAACAAGUGCAUGUUUUAUUUAUUUCA